UCUCCCAUAAUUCCUUGCGUGUCUGGCCCGUUACAGACAGGCCAUUAUUGUCCUUAAAUUUUACGAUUAAUUCUACAAGUUAAAAUCUUUUACAGUAAAAACGAUAACCCAAGACACACAGCGAUAUGCCUAAGAAUAAGGGAAAGGGAGGUAAAAAUAGGAGGAGAGGAAAGAAUGAGAACGAAACAGAAAAACGUGAGUUAGUUUUCAAAGAAGAUGGACAGGAAUAUGCUCAAGUCACAAAAAUGCUGGGCAAUGGUCGGCUGGAAGCUAUGUGCUUUGAUGGAGUUAAGAGGUUAUGUCACAUACGAGGAAAACUUCGAAAGAAGGUGUGGAUCAAUCAAGGAGACAUAAUUCUCAUUGGCCUCAGAGAUUAUCAAGAUGCCAAAGCCGAUGUCAUCCUCAAAUAUACUCCAGAUGAAGCAAGGAAUCUUAAAACCUAUGGUGAAUUUCCAGAAUCAGUUAGGAUUAAUGAAACUGUUACAUUCGUCGAAGAAGGAUUUGACGAAGAUAUUGAAUUUGGUGAUGACAUUAGUUCGUCAGAUGAAGCUGAUCCUGUAGAUGGUAUAUGAUGUCAAAAACUCUAUAAUGGAACCUUUAAACUACCAUCAUUAGUAACUUAUCAAUGUAAUUUCCCAUUUUAUUCAACGGAUAAAGUUAUAAUAAAAGUUUAAUGAAUCUUUACUUUUGCACACAAGGGUCUAAAUGCAAA
Messenger RNA from Aethina tumida (small hive beetle), 712 nucleotides. RefSeq names its product eukaryotic translation initiation factor 1A, X-chromosomal (gene eIF1A). Gene Ontology annotation, molecular function: translation initiation factor activity; RNA binding. The record is from RefSeq and is a predicted model, not a curated record. Gene Ontology annotation, biological process: translational initiation. The transcript is spliced from 4 exons. Bases 126 to 572 code for a protein of 148 amino acids. Lineage: Eukaryota; Metazoa; Arthropoda; Insecta; Coleoptera; Nitidulidae. Gene Ontology annotation, cellular component: cytoplasm.